Messenger RNA from Acanthochromis polyacanthus (spiny chromis), 4828 nucleotides. Its product is annotated as coiled-coil domain-containing protein 9B. The record is from RefSeq and is a predicted model, not a curated record. Lineage: Eukaryota; Metazoa; Chordata; Actinopteri; Pomacentridae.
UGAGCGGAGGAUAAGUGAGGAGGGGAGAGAGCAAGUGCUUUAUCAGGGGGACAGAGGGAGCGAGAGAGCGUUUAUGCAGGAGGGUUGGAGAGAGAGGGAGAGAGAGAGAGAGAGGGAGGACGAGCGGGUGGGUGCUGUGAAAUCCGUUAACAGGGGAGCUCUGUGCAUUUGUUAGACGUCUUGGCUGCUUGCCCAACUUGGCUCAUUGUAAUCGAGGCAUGAUCGUGGACUCCAGGCAGCCCUCUCUGCCGCCUCGGCUGCCUUGCGCCUGGACCCAACCCAGCUCUUACCGCUGACAUGGAAAGACCCACCUCCAGUGACAUGAUGCCCAAGAGGGAUCAUGAAAGGGACCUGGAGCUGGACAAGAAGAUCGAGGCUCUCCGCAGGAAAAACGAAGCCCUCAUGAAGAGGUACAAGGAGGUGGAAGAGGACAAGAAAAGGGCAGAAGAGGAAGGGAUGGCGCUGCAGAGCCGAAAGGGCAAAGCUGAUGAUCUUACCAUCACAAUCAGCAAGUCCACCAGUGACAGUCGUGUGGUGGUGACGAAGCCUUUCAGCAGCGGCUCACCAGCUGGGAAAGGACAGCAGGAGGGUGGGCCCGACAGAGGGGGAGACGACCCUCCACAGGGGGCAGGACGAGGCCACAGAAAGCAGCUGAUGAUCACCAUGGCUGGAAAAAAGGGUAAGAGGGUGGUGAGUGAGAAGCCAGAGAAGAGGCCGGGCCCUGCAGACGUCAAGAGCCCGACUGAUGAUGGACAGGCGAGGCGUGUGGAGUCAGCUGGGAGGGGGAAGCAGCCAUCUCACAUGACCAAGAGAGACGCAGCAGCGCAGGAUGAGGUUAAACAAGGGCAGAAGCACACAGAGGAGCAUCACAGAGCGUCAGAACAAUGCCAGGAGCCUGAGAACCGGCAAGCAAGCACAGACCUCAACAUCCCCACAUCGAGGGAGGAGCAGGAGGAGUAUCUGCGGUGGAAGAAGGAGCGUGAGCAGAUUGACAGGGAAAGGGUAGCGCGCCACAAAAAUGCUAAGGGCCAGUGGAGACGGGCAUGGGACAUGGACAAAACUGAGAACAUGUUUUCAGACAAAUCCCUCGCUGACAGAGACUGGGGUCCUUCCAGCAGAGGUGGCAGAAAUGCAAGAAGAGGACAACCCAGGUCAGGCGGUGAUUCAAGAGGUCAUGACAAGCGAGGCAAAGACAAGGGAGCUAAAAACGUGCUGGUGAUGAGCAGCAAAGCAAAAGGCAAAGACCGCCUGACUGGGAGGGCCAGGAGAUGGCAGGCAAAUGAUGGAGAGAACCCACAGACUUCUGACACAACGCUGGAGGAAUUCCUUGAGGAACUCGACGCCCUCACAGAUGCCGAUGUGGAGGAUCUGAAAGAUCAGGACGCUAAAACGAAGCUCUCACCCAGCCCAGACUCGCCGCCCGAGGAAGCGAGCAGAGUGUCAGCUGCUAGCUUGAGAGAGGACACCCCCACUCAGGGGAAGUCCGAGGCCUCGUCCCCUCGGGGUUCGGAGAAGAAAGUGCGCUUCUCGGAGGAACUCAUCCAAGGCGCUCACGCAAGGCAAACCGCCGGCUCUCAAGACUCAGAAUCCAGAAGUCCGAGCUCUUUAAAAGCUUACUCACCUAAAAAGAUCAAGCAUGAAGAACAGGCUCUUGAAAGUGCCAAGCAGGAUGAUGGCAGUCCUCAGGAUAAAGGCGGUGGUCCAUCUGCUCCUCCUGUUGAGACUGAAUGCACUAAAAAAGACAGCAACCCCCCCGCAGCUCCCAGCUCCCCUCCUGCUGAAACCUGUGCCUCUCUACAUGAGAGCUCUGUCCAGCCUGUGGAGCUUACCAAGUGCAACAUCAGCAACACAAACACAGAGGAACUAAUAGACUCCGGUCUGUCUGUCCUGAGCCUGGAGUCGGGAGAAACACACCCAACACACUCCACCAGCAGCGACAAGGCAAGAGAGCAUGGGAAGAUUGUUUGACAUUUUUUUGGGAUGUAAAUACUUAAACCAAAACACAGCAUUUGGAUGCAUUAUCUCGCUUCAGGUAGCUCCUUUGAGUUACCCCGCUUACGAGCAAAAACCAUGGUUUCAUUUUUGCUGUGGCGUUUCCCACCUGCUGAAAUUUUAGCUCCAAUUUGACAUAGGAAUGGCGAGAAGUGUUUCUGGACAUUUCCCCGCUCAAAUAUUUUUUACAUCCAAGCACUUUAUGAGUAUAAAAGUCUGUGUACUGACACAUCCUUGAAUAUGUUAGUAUGCUGCUUGAGUGCAAUAUCAUUGAAUGUUUACAUUUGUAUGAAAAUUUCAAGGUACAUAUCAGGAGGCUUACCCUUUCACUUAGGUAGCCCUUGACAAUAAACUAAGCCACAGUCAAAUUUUCUAGUGCCUGAUUCUGCCUUAGAGGUUUUUUGAAUAAGUGAAUAAAGUCUGUAUUAUAUGACAAUACAAUAGCUAUAGACCUGCAGCAGAGUCUGUGUUUCUACACUCUAAACUGUGUGAGUAGAUGUUAUUUAUUAACCGCUUCCAGCAUCAGUCAAUGGCCUUUCACAAAUAAGAAACCAAUACCUUGCUAAAACGCACAUUUGGAACUUACUGUCUUUGGCUAACGACCAGGACACUGUUUCCAAAGUUUUCAAAAUGUUACUACUGACAUAAAUGUUUUCUGUUUUCAAGUACCUUAACGAGGCACUCCACUGAUUUUACAUGUGAAGGUCUUAUGAGUUUACUCCUGAUGAUUAAUGCUGCUGUAUUGUGUCUUCUGUGGCUCUAAAGGAGCUUCAUCAAGUCUGUUAAAGCAACUGAGAUGUUCUCAUACUGAUGUAAUCAAGGUCAUCUGAAUCUGGACAUUAUAGAUUUACAACAGAAAACCUGGGAUGUGGUGUUUACCAGGCAGAAAAGGUUUAAUGAAGAAGUGGUUUUCUUUAAAGGCCUCACUAGCAAGUCUCAGCAGAACCAUAACUAUAGGGUUAAUGGUCACUGAGACAUCAAAGCUGCAACUGAACCUGAUUAGUAAGUGUUUAGUGACACAAAAUACAGUUUGAAAAGGUUUAUCCACAGGUUAUACAUCAGCUACACUUUGUUUGUGUCACUACAGCAAUGCAAUUAGCUUGUUAUUUAGUUCAGCUGUUAUAAAGCAGGCGCUUGGCUUUUUGGAUGGAGGGUGGGACAUGUGUCAUACAAUCACCAUCCAUGGUAUUAUGGGAUUAUCCACAGAUGUCUAUUCAGGACUGAAUAAAUCCUGAAUAGACAUCAAUGGGAGAUUGCAUUUCAAGCCCUAUUAGUUGCAAUAUGUACAUUGUGUAACUCAGUGGAGUGCCCCUUUAAUAAUACAAAAUCCUGCUGUUCAGAGAGACAUCCUCACACAUGAUCAAUAACACCAUAAAACUAAUAUCUGGACACACUGCUGUUGUGCUCUUAAGGUCAGCACAGUUUGACAGCUGAAUCCCAGUUAUCUGGUCUCCCUUUGACUCCUUAUGUUGAUGAUGUUUUGGAUGCUUAAUAUGAAUUACUAUUUUGUCUCUGUAAUUUUACAAAUUUAAGACAUGAAAGUCAAGCUGGUGAAUCAAAAGACAAUCUGGUAGGUAAAAUAUAUAUAUUUUAAUUUGUUUGCUCAUGCUGUUUUAAGCAGUGAUGAGUCCUGAUACAGAAUCAAAUUUUCUGUUGGGUUUUUUAACCUCUGUAGGACCUACUACCAACCAUCCAGGUCGAUGAGACUUCAGCUUUUAGUUUACUGGGAUUCAGCUGUACUUCCUUGUUGGUGUUUUUCAUUUGUUCUGCAUUAUCAUUAAGGACAGCUAAUAUUUUUGAGACAGCUUCCCUUGAUUAAGAACUUAGCCAGUUGUUGUGCCUUGCAUAUUGGCUUCUUCAAAAACUGAAGGUGUACCUUAAUGUCAUGGUUUGUAUCAUAACUGUUACAUGUACUGUGCUGACAGUGAAGCCUCAUUUCUUUUAUUUAUUUGCCUCUCCGUGUGGACAACCGAAUGUUACCUGGAAUGAGUUUGCAAUUCUAAAACUAUUUUAAAACGAUGUCUGUGUUUCUCUGUGCCAUGUAUGGUUUUGUUUUUAUUUAUUGCCUCUGAUAUUUUAUUUUUGGUAUCAAGUGACGACUAUGAUAAUACGCCUUACUAGAAGAGCUCUGUCCUCAAAGACGUUUUUGGCUUUCGUCAAUGCUACAGUAUAGUAAACAGUUAUGUAACCAGUAGUAGAGAACAUAGUGGACAUGCUCUGAGCUGCAGGGCUCUGUCAGCUUCAACUGUGGUUACAUAAAAUACAAAUAAUCAGGAAACUAGUGGAAGCACACUGGGAGAACCAAGCGGCAAACCUGAUGUUUGAAGCCAAUCCAUCCAAUGAGAGAAAAUCGUAUGAGUAGGGGCCUUAUUCUGUAUUAUAUGUGGAUUUUGAAUGACUGAAGGAAACAUCUGUUUGAAAAACAGAUCAUCGAUUACCUCUGACGUAUGUAAAGUUCCCUGUGGGAUUCAAUUCAGUAAAAUGAAAUUUAGGACCUACAAUCAUUGAGACAUUGUAUGUUACAUGUCCUUGUUUAGUACUUGUUUGUUUAGCUGUUAGACAUCUGCAUGAUCACCUUCUUUAAAGUACAAAUUGAAGAGGUGGUUGUGAAUGUCUCGCUGGGUGUGUACCACUGUCCUUCGUGUGUUCACAUACACUCAUAAGGAAGGAACACUUGUGUGUGUAUGUGCACGAGUGUGUGAUCCCAGCUUUUUGCUGUUCAGAGUGCUCACGCUAAUUUGAAUCUGUGUGCAACAUGGCUUCAUUUACUGUAGAGCAGUUUUGAAGGAGGUGUACCGAACAUCAAUAAAGUUUUUCUGUAUUUCAGACUCUCUAA